This is a messenger RNA of Funneliformis caledonium, 1656 nucleotides long. The record is from the annotation of a GenBank genome assembly. Lineage: Eukaryota; Fungi; Glomeromycota; Glomeromycetes; Glomerales; Glomeraceae.
AUGUCUAACAUUUACGAAAUCAUCGAUAGCCUUGAUCUCAAAGAAGAAGCUAAUAAACUACAAAUUUAUCUAAUUAAAAAUCCAAAAGAAGAAGAAAAGUUGUUAUUAGCUCUUAAAAGUACCUAUAAAACGAAAGAAGAUAAACGAAGUCUUAUGAAAGAUUUCCUUAAUACUAUAACUGAUGAACAUCAAGCACGAACAAAAAUUAAAAUUAUGGAUGAAUUUCCCAACGGCUUACAAUUUAUACAACCGAAACCGUUACUUUGUUGUACUGGCUCAGAAUGGACCUAUCAACCAGCAAAAACAUUAUAUGAAGAGUUGCGAUAUGAACUCAAAGAACAUUAUCAAAAUUUUCUUCAGGAAAAUUUCGAUAAAACAUAUAUCCGAUAUACCUAUUCCUUUCCGGAAUUUCAUAGAACAGCAAUUGCAUGCCUUUCGGAAGAUGAGGAUCUUAAUCUGAGAAAGAAUAUUGAGAAUGCUUUUGUAUUCAGCAACAGAGCGCGUACAGAUCGAAUGCUUAAACAACUACUUCCCGAUCAAGAUUUAGAUCUGAUCAUUUCUAAUUAUGAAGCACCGUUAACAUGGGAGGUUUUUGAAUUGGUGUCUAAUACGAAAAUCAAUGACAAGACAUCUGAAUUCUUUAAAACUUUGACGAAUAUACAUGACCUUGCCUUACGAGGUACUUUUGUGAUACCAUUAUGUACUGCAACAGUCUCUGAUCCAGUUGAAAGUGUAUUGAAAAUCACACAUCGUAAACAUGAUCAUAUCAUUAAAAUGCUGGUAAAUGACUGUGGUGGACAUGGGAGGGCCCUCGAAGUUUUACAGGAAAUCUUAAAAGACCGUGAUAUUCAAAAUGUAAACAUCAACGAUGUGAUGAAUGAUUUGCGCAUCAGGCUUCGCGACCGGUACUGUGAGGCACUUAUGUUAUCACCUAGUGAAGCUAGGACUAUUGCACGAGCAACACUUACUCGGCAUCUCUUGAAAUUUAAUAAGCAUGUUCCUGGCACAAAAAAUGUGGGAUAUUUCGAUUUACCUUACAUAUGGAUUUGGAUCUUGACUAAUUCUUCAGAUGGCAAGGAUCCAGUACUUAGAGACAGGUCUAACGAAAAUCCGACAUGUCCGCCAGGAUCACAGUUCUGGCAACACUUUGAACAUUUCGUUGCUUCUUUUCGCACACUAAAAUCAAGAAAUCUAAAUGAUGGCGAAUUAACAUCAAUCUCAAGCAUUCACAUUGGAGCGCGUUUGAAUGGUGAUUUUGAAUUUAAAAAUCAUCAUUUGGAGUUAGAAUGCGCAGUACAUCAAGAAGAAACAAAUUCAUCAAACUAUGGAAAGGAUAAAAAGGAGAUUAUGUGUGAAGACAAGACACUAGAUGUACGUGAAUGCAAGUAUUGUGUCAUUAAUGGUGCAUCUGCGCCAUAUGGUGAUACGUUACUUGGGCUAGAUGUUAAUUUAAAGUUAGGAAAACCGAACGAAGUCCAUCAAUACAAAAGAUGGAAAGUGAAUUCUCUCGUAAGAAACGCGUCCAAUUGGGACAAAUAUUUCGGUCCUUAUUCUGGUAGGGCACAUGCUUACGCUAAUGUAGGUCCUUUGAACAUUAAUAAGGCAAGUCGCAGAGAUCUCCUGUCGGUGUAUGGAAUUGGUGAAAUACAAUUAUGA